GAAGAAAAGACAAAGACACAAGACUGGAUUUGCUCAAGCCUUAUAACCACCCGUGGGCUGUGCAACUGUCUUUGAGAUGUUUUCUGCUCAUAUUUACAGCGCUAUCAGUCGGCAGUGUCUUCGUGAUUUCGUUGAAAAAAGUAAAGUGGUUCGUGGAACUUUUUAUUCCUUACGGAAAAGACCUUUCUUUUGAAGGGGAUGUAACACUAGAAACAACAGCUGCUGCGUCCAUCAAUUUAUGUUUUCAUAAACACGUAUUCCUGUGCUGUGUGCAUAUGUGCGUGCGUGAGUGCGUAUUCAGAAUUUUGAGGUGCUGUUGAUGGAGACAAAGGAGAAACAAGAUACAUCAGAGCUGGAUGAACGAACUGGACUGGUCAUCAUCACCGUCCUUGGAGCACCUUUGAAGCGAUAAAUUAAUGUCAGCAUCUGAGGCAGUUUAUCCGCUAGUGUUAAUGCAUUUCUGCUCGAGUGCUAUAGUUUCACACGACUCACGGUCAUUUGGUCAACACUAUUGAAAACUGUAAUCCAUUGUCACCACAACCGCCUUGCGUCGAUGUUGCUUUGUAUAUUUCGGAUAUCUAAAUUCUGUUGGUUUUUCUGCUCGAUUCACAGAGGAUGAAGGAACGAGUUAGAGUCUGUGUGAAAGAGAUAAUUACUCAAGGUGUACUGUUACUUCCUGAAGGCUGUCCAGAAAAAAACAGAUGUUAAUAGAUCGAAUACAAGGGGUUGACGGCUUCCAUAAAGAAAGAACAAAAUUAAAUAAGGAUUGAUCGGUCCCCAAGGAUAGCAAACCUAUAACAUGUUCCCUCCAGCGAUUGACAUUCUAUCCCCUGCUGAAAAGGCUAACUUAAAAACAUAUCUUUACAUUGCAGUCAACAAUUUUUGUUUUUGUUUUGAUAAAGUACAAUUAUAUGAUCAUUAAUGUAAAAUCAUAUAUUUCUGUUAUUAUAGGCAGAGGCAAUGAUCCCUUAGUUUACUAGCCGUAAAGAUCUGUGAUUCUCGAUGUCUAUUAUGUGGACUGGGUUAGAGGAGGAGUGCAGGGAUGUUUUUCUUCCUCCUUUAUUUCCUUCCGGUGCACAUCCCCACGCAAAUAAACAAUAGAAUAUAUAUCAUGUGGUAUAUGGAUGGUCAAAGAAACUGCUCCACAGACCUCAGACGCACGCACUGUCUUUACUGUGGAGGCGAAUAGUUAUCACUCCGCCUACAGAGCCUGGCCACGCCCUCCAGAGCCUCUUUUGCAUAACUGCCUGCAUCACCACCAGAGUCUGUCGUCAAGCGGACAGCAACCUCCACACCGGCGAUAUUGGAGUCGGAGUUGUGGGUGGCGGCGGUGGCGGUCACAGAAGGCGUUUCGUCUGGAACCACACAAGGCACCUCGUUGAGGGAGCUGUAUGGCGACAUAAUUUGAAAGCAUGGCGACUGCACUAUCCAUUUUAUUGAGUCUGCAGGUUUGGGCAACUUGUGUUACAGCUCAAGAGUUCCUCUCUGUGGGCACGGACAAUUACAUACCUGACCAUCUCUGGGUCCUGGACAAGAAUUACCAUGGCUACAGCAGUAGAACAAAGACCCUUUACGCCAUCUUGCAUGAUGUCAGUUUGACUUCCGGUCCCCUUUUCAACGGGAACGCAGCCGGGGCAAUGUACUUUAAGGGCGCUAGCUCUUCUUACGCCGAGAUACCCUAUUCCAAAGGGGAACUGGACGCCAGCAUGGACUUCAGCUGGACCAUGCUGUUGAAACCCGACUCCCUUUCCGGAAAUGGCGUCAUUCUGGAGUACUGGGAUGGAGUGGGCGGGAUUCGUGUCAAACAGGUCGGUUCAACGGUCGUCGUGGAGGCACAGGAUGUCAACAACUUCACGUAUAAUAUAACCAUCCAAAAAGUCUUCACAGAAACUAACGGCGCCACUGACUGGAUCUUUCUGGGCGUCUGCUACAUCUACGUUAAGGUAAAACCUGAUCCGGGCUUCAAGAUUUACAACGAGUACUACACUAAGACAGGGAGCGGCUAUACAUCAAAGGUCGACAACGGGACAGUGCUGCGGGGUAAGGGUCCAGUGCGACUGGGCGGGUCAGUGCUCAGCACCCAGCCACCGUUUGCUGGCUCCAUCUCUUGCCUGCGUUUCCACACCAAGUUUAUCAACAAGUUUGCCGUUGACUAUGCCAGCCAGUGCGACCCGAAAGGCACCUUCACGGACCAGUACAACCUGACCGAAUACACUCGCGACUAUGACAGCACUUCUACAACUAUCCUGACUACUGCCACAACAGCAAAGACUAGUGCAGCAGAUGAAACUACUUCCGGCGCACUGCCAGUGACUACAACUCCUACUGUUGUCGACAUACCCCAGGUGAGGGAGACCUGCUACAGACUCAUCCGACAGCUUUCGGGGGGAAAGAUCUCGCAGCGCCACGUUCUUGCGCAGAACCCCGUUAAUAGCUUGGGCGCAUGCGCGAACCAGUGCGCCUUGUUUCCGGGAUGUGCCGCCAUCUCUGUUCAGAAGUCCGUGGUGGAUGGGAAUGGUGGAGGACUGUGUGUGCUGGGGAAUGCCAGCUACGACACGACUGCAGAUGGCGCUUUCUAUCUCUAUCGCUUUGCCUGAUGGCAUUUUUGUGGCACGCUCGUCUGUUCCCGAGGUUUUUCUCUGUAGUGACUUACAGUUGGACAUCGUCAUUGUCAUUCAAUUGUUUCAGCUAAAUGUCAGUAUUCAUACUUACUUCGUUGAGUUUUUAGUAAAAUUGUCAUUCACUUGUUUCAGCUAAUUUUCAGCAAUAAUACUUACUUCGUCGAGUGUAAAAUGCGUAUAAGAUUAUAUACGUCUAUUUUCGGAAUAUUGCUUGUCUUGGUUAGUUUUCAGCAUGAUUCUUUAUUUUGGUCAGAAUAUUACUUAUUUCGUUCAGAAAAAUACUUAUUUCCGUUGAUUAUUGUAUGUUUUUAAUGCUUAUUUAAUUUUAGUUUUGUUGUUUUCUUUAGUUUUUAUAAUGUUAGGUCAAUUGUCACCAUAGAAACGUACUUAAUCCAGAAGUCAUAAAGACAGGUUUCCCAGAGUGAAUAUCUAAAGAUGUUUGAUUCCGCUUUUGGAUGCAGCUGUUUCCCUAGAAAAUUCUUUAGUUCUUGAGUAAAAACUACAAAGCAGCAUUCUGGCAUUUCAAUCAUUUCAACACGUAGGUAAUCACCAUGUUCUGUUAUUCAGUUUUCAGGGUUGUUACACAUUUCGGUUAGUUUUUCACAAUAAAACCUAUUUCAGCUGUUGUGGCAACUACUUAUUUCGGUUAGUCUUCGACGUAUUAGCUAUUUAAACAUUUUUUUAUUUUUAACUUUUUAUUCAUGUUAUUUAAACUUUUGAUUUGAUUACGUUCAGUUAGUAGCAUGCAUGCGUAUUUCUUUUGUAUCGCGUGUACUUGCACAGUCCUUGUGUCCAGACAAUUAUCAAGGAUUUGUUCACAAAGUCUCUACAAAGAAUUAAAGCCAACAGUGUUGAUAAUUGACAACUUCGACACGAUUUGCUUAUCCUCAUAUAUAUAUAUAUUGUAGUAUCAUUAAGCCUUAUUAAUCAACGUGAAGUCUAGAGCUGUCUCAGUUUAUGUUUUUCAUCAUGUUUAUUUCUUCAAGCAAUUCUGCUCCUGCCAUGCUAUUUCGUCUUCAGGGCUGGACAGACCUGGGACUCGAACUACUGCUUGAAUGUAUGAUAUUCUUUAACGUUUAUUCACUGAAAUGAUGCGUUGUUAAGAGACUUAUGGAACUGACCAACUCUGAUUUAGAAUUAGUAUAAGCUACCUGGCACUGUUCAGGGGAGAAGUAAGAGAAAAGGGCAAGGUGCAUUUUGUCUUCAUUUCAAAAGAUAAUAAAUGUCGCAUCUUA
Pomacea canaliculata is the source of this 3856-nucleotide messenger RNA. RefSeq lists its product as uncharacterized. Bases 1413 to 2597 code for a protein of 394 amino acids. NCBI's taxonomy places the organism in Eukaryota, Metazoa, Mollusca, Gastropoda, Architaenioglossa, Ampullariidae. The record is from RefSeq and is a predicted model, not a curated record. The transcript is spliced from 5 exons.